AUGGUCGGAAUAAUAGGAACAAUGUGCUCCAUUGCGCUUCGCGUCACAGCGUGUGCCAUGCUUCUGCAUCUCUCGCAGGUGACUCCCGGUCUAUCCUGCACUUUCACCCUAUUCAAGGGUGCAAGUUUGACCAACGUCAACAUCAAUCCAUCUGCGGUCUACUAUAGCGGCGAUGUUACCUUGGAAGAUUGUUUCAAGGAAUGCCACGAGAAACCAGACUGCAAGGCCUUCUUUUUUAAUAAAGGG
This is a messenger RNA of Ostertagia ostertagi, 246 nucleotides long. Lineage: Eukaryota; Metazoa; Nematoda; Chromadorea; Rhabditida; Trichostrongylidae. The record is from the annotation of a GenBank genome assembly.